Messenger RNA from Fimicolochytrium jonesii, 3831 nucleotides. RefSeq lists its product as uncharacterized. The record is from RefSeq and is a predicted model, not a curated record. The transcript is spliced from 5 exons. NCBI's taxonomy places the organism in Eukaryota, Fungi, Chytridiomycota, Chytridiomycetes, Spizellomycetales, Powellomycetaceae. The coding region runs from base 1 to 3831 and encodes 1276 amino acids.
AUGGAAGGGGGUCGGGGAGGAAGGUUCCUUAGGCCGCGCGUCUUACAACAGGCCGGGCGUGAUGGGUGUAAGGCCGGACUUGGAGCCUUCACCGGCGGGCUUAGAGCCUUUGUUCUGGACCUGCCUUCCGUUGCCUCUAAGGUCCAGAAGGCUCUAAGUGCAGGUCCAGGGCACCGUGCGGUACCGGCCAGAAGUACCGCACUUCUGGCCAGCCCUGGCCAGACAAUGAAUGAGAAAGUGCCCGACACCAAACGUCGCGACGCGCAUACCAUCUGGCCAGACCGUCACGUCAAAAAUGCACCGAAUAUCUGGUACUGCACUUCUGGCCAGCCCUGGACCUGCCUUCUGGACGUUAGAGGCGGCAACGCCGCCGUGGCUGGCCUUGUACACGGCACACCAUCUUUCGAAGAAGACGCCAUGCAACAAACAAAGGCAUUGCAGCAGUCCUGGUCGCUGCAGCACGGUCGGCGCUCACCGUUCCUCUCAGCUCAGCGGGCCUCCAAAUCGCUGCAGCACCACGAGUUCCCCGCCGACAAGGCACCCGAAACUCUGGCAAAAGAUAUCCAUAAUACCAUUAUACAGCGCAUGAAGGAUGACAACCUUGAUACAUCACAUCUCAAUGCCAGCCUCACCCAGUUCCUCACCCCUGGCUCGAAAGCUGGCAGGGAAUUCUCGGGACUAACUGACGCCGACAUGGUGGCCGCCCUGAACCUCCGCGAGUCGACAGCCGACGAUAAUACAGAUGCUUUGGAUGUUGUGGACGGCGUGGAGUUGUUCUAUGUGCGGAGCUGGGCGCUGUCCGUCAGAGAUUUGAAGCAGAUUCUUCUGAAUUGGGAGGAACAAGAUCUGAACAUCCCUGAGGCAUUUGAGUGGAUGACCAAAGUGUUGCUAGAGGAGAAGCGGCCCGUUGUGGCAUUGUCACCAGCCGGGAUCGGAACCUCCAGCAGUGCUGGUACUACCGCCGCAGGAUCCAAGCGAAAGACCGAUGAAGACGAGGAUGUACAAGUGUUGGAGGUGGAACUCGAUGGGGGCAAGAAGGAAAAGGUGCUUUCUGUGCGCUACGUGGGCAAGUGCACAGCCCCCGUUACGCCACAUGAGCGCUUUGUGGCAGAUCAAGUUGGGCGGAAGAGCGGUUUGUUGAAUGAGUUUCUCAACGCUCUCGAAGAGGUGUGCCCAGACACCUACGCUGCCGGCAAGACUUAUGAAUUUCCGCGUGGUCGCUUGGAUGAGUAUGUCUCUGAGUAUUCCCGAGACGAUCGCGAGAGGAGCGUCAUUGCGUUUUUCAACCGCUCAACCCUGCUCAACCGGCAGCCUGGGGGAUUCUACUCGUCCUACACGCCAGACAGUUCGGAUGUAGCAACAUUUGUAGCUUUGAAAACGGAUUUCUUCCAGAGGUUCCGUGCUUUUGCUACACCAUGCGGAAGCGGGAAGAAACAGGCCAUCAUCGGCUGGAGAGAUGAGAUGGCGACAAUCGCAGAUCAGAACCCUGUCGAUACUGGGACCGCCGUACGGCCAUUUACCGAUGACCUUUUGAAUGCUUUGCUGAAGCAAGCACUCCCAUAUACAGUCAACGGACACACCGUAUUGGUGUUGAUUGGGAAAGAUAUCACACGAGAAGACUAUCUGGGAGCCAAAACAUUCCUAAAAGGUGGCUCGCGGGCAGGAUACCUCACUGCCGACUUUCUAGCAAGGUUGCAAGCAUUGGAAAACGGAAUUGACGAUUGGGAUGCGGCUACAUUGGACACGAUCGGCUUCCCAUUUGUGGAUCUCUAUCCGUGGCUCAAGCAUAAAAACUGGCUGUUAGCGCUCAAUCAGCUUGUGGCUUACUUGCAGGCGGCACAGCCUGUGGUGUCCGUGACCUUCUCUCGACGAGUGACGGCUUUCGCAAUGACAAACUUCUACUACCCGUAUGGCCUACCGUCAUCUCAGCGCUUCUUGGACUUUGUUGGGGUCCCAAGCCUUCAACAUUACGCCGAUCGCUCCUGGCUCUCAGAUCCCCAACAGGCAUCACCUCCGGCAGGUUUCAGUACAAUCGUCAUCCCUCACCUCCAUCCUGGUCGCGACAAAUACGGUUCGCAACCAAAACAGCUCCGACGCGUUUUUGAUUUGACGUGGAUGGUGACGCUUAUGUUUGCUGACGCAGCCACGCAGGCAGCAAAUAACAGUUCCAUGGAUCAUGACACCCUUUGCUUGUCGGUGCUCCAAAUGUACGACAGAGCCAACCCAGGCCUCAGUGCAUCAGUCAAACAUCUCUAUGCAAAACUCGACCAAGCAAAAGCCGAGCUGGCAACGUACUGGGAAAACGAAACUAUGCGGGCGGCUACUCGGGUUCUGUCCAAAGUCACCAGAGAGCGCUUGAGGGCUGGAGCACGGGAACGAAUUGAGUUCUCGCAAGCUGCAGAAGGGGCUCCCUUCAGUGUCACGCGUCAGGCCCAAGUUGAUAUGCUUUGGAAGUUGGCCAUUCCCGACCUGGCCAUCCACAUGAAAGAUCCCUCUGAUGAAAAGACCUGGAAGGCAUGGGCUUUGAGUCUGAAAGAGACAACUAGCUAUUACACCUCUGCGCUGCGAAGAGCUACAUUCAAGGAUCCGGCAAAGCAUCCCUUGCGCAACAUUCUUGCCCCAUUUGCUCCGGAAGGUGCAAUUGACGACUCGUGGAUGGCGGAUCCAACGCUUACCAAGCAGGCAAUUGAUGAAAAAAGCAAGCAACUCGUUGCGGGGCUCCCCGAGGAUUUCUUCUCCUCCGCAAACCAAUCCAAGCGGCGCCGAGACUACCUCGCUGCGGGGGGACAGGCCGUCACAGGCCCACACAAGAUCGAUAAGGCAAAGUACCAUGCUAGCUGGCAUGGACGAGAGGUCAAGGUCGGUGGAAAGAAUGGUGAAAUUUGUCUCUUCUGGCACGACACAGAAAACGAUGAGUAUGUCAUCAUUCAUCUUCGAGUGACAACACGGCUCGGCACAGUCUUGGAAACUGAUCGGCGCUACAUCCAGUUUAUGGAGGACGGAAUCGGUCUGACGGACGAAACCGGGGCCUAUCUCACCAAAGGUCAGAAGCGGAUUCGAACACUCAUCCCAUAUGCAAACCUCCAUCACAUAGGGGAACCGGACGCAACAAGGGCCUUGCGCUUGGCCACCCAGGAGCGAAAAGCUUCUUCCAGGAGUACCUCUGCCACCGCCGGUCCGUCUCGCUUGCCGCGACCAGUCAUUAUACCUGCGCCAUCUUCCAGCAGUACCUCUGCCGCCGCCGGUCCUUCUGGCUUGCCGCGCCAGCCGUUUGUGCCUGGAAAAUCGCUGCUCCCACCACCGACAAAGAUCCCACCCUCCCUCUUCUCCCUUGGGACCAGAAUUCAAACUACGGGAACGGCGCCAUCUACACAUGCCCCGGGACAACCUGCCUCGGCACCACCGGCUCCCAUCGCACAGCCGCCACCAGCACGGGGAAGGGAUCCAUUCCGGAGCCCAUUGACUCCAAAGAAGGCUGGCGAGUUUGCUCUGCCCGUCAAACCUGAAGAUGGAAUUUGGCCAAUGAAAAAAUGGCUAGAAUCUGCUUUUCCGAAUGGGGGUCUAGUCACCGCCGCAGACCCUACCCUCCAUCCCAAAGCCGGCGCGCACUCUUUCAAGACCCUCUUCGGCGGAUAUCUGGACCAGAGCUUCAGUACACACUGGUCAUACCGUCUUUGGAAGGACUGGUUGGGUCAAGCAAAUUAUACCAAGAACAUCGUAGCCAACCUCAAGUUCCUACGCCCCCGAGGGUUCAAGGAUACGAGAAUCCCUGGGAGGACCUCAUCGGGCCUCGACCGCAAGUAUUCGAUCUACGAGUUUGGCCCACCGUAG